Molecule: messenger RNA, 1143 nt
Organism: Ustilago hordei
Lineage: Eukaryota; Fungi; Basidiomycota; Ustilaginomycetes; Ustilaginales; Ustilaginaceae
Exons: 1
Coding region: 1-1143 (380 amino acids)
Source: RefSeq, a predicted model, not a curated record
AUGACUUCCGCUUCAAGGACAGCAUGUAGAACUAUCCUGCGUGGCGCCCCCACCCCCACCUCAAAGCGCAGCAUCUUACACUCUGCUCGAGCAGCCGCAGCCGCAGCUUCUUCAUCUUCUUCCAGCACCUCCUCUUCCAGCACCUUCUCUGAGACACCAUGGCAACCCUUACUCAAACCCGGCAUACUGCCAGCAUACGACGAAGCACUCUCCUAUCUCUCCUCCCACUCCUCCCACCUUCGCUCACGCCUCUCCACCAUAGACACCGACUACGCUUCUCUUUCCCCUGCCGACCGCGCCCUUCUUAAAGAAUCGUAUCAAAUCGCAGCUAGCAUCAACGACCCUUCUCUUCUCGCUGCAUUCCAAUCCUCCUCUCCCACCACAUACGAUGCUUCCAACCCUGCCUUUCGACAUCUUCGAGAGCGAGUUUGGCGUAAGGACUCCGGUGUACUAGCGAAGCUGAUGGAGAGGUGUAGAUUGAUGCAUAUCUUUCCGGAUGUUUUGUCGGCGAUUACGCCCGUGGUUGAUGUGCAGUUGAGCUUUGGCGAGGGAGGAGGGUAUACGGAUCAUAUCAGUCAAGGCGGGGAUGUGUUGGCCGGGGUGUUUGUUCCCGUGGCAGAUUCGGUUAAGGCUCCCAAAGUUGAGGUGAACGUCUUCCACACCGAGCCUAAAAAGUACACACUUGCAAUAGUGGAUCCCGACCAACCGAACGAAGAGACACAGAGCUAUAAGACGAGCUUGCUGGCGCUCAAAACCGAUAUUAGUCUCUCUGCCACGAGCUCCCCUCUGAUUGAUUUGGGUAAAGAUAUGGCAGUAGAGUACAUCCCCCCCCAUCCACAACAAGGAACAAACUAUCACCGCUACACAACCAUCCUUUUCGAACAAACCUCUACCUCCUCCGGUGGAAGAAAGGUAGAGGUGGGUGAUAGAGAUGACUUCAACCUAAAAGACUACGUGGAAAGGAAAGCAUUGACCCCGGCAGGAAUUCACUUUUGGCGAGCCAAAUGGACUCCCGAAUCCGCCGAAACGGUCAGCAAGGUAUACAAGCAAGUGUUGAAGAGAGAUGAACCGAAAUAUACAAAGCCUCCUGCGCUGGAUAAGGUGAGGAAGGUUGUUGGUGAUGCUGGAAGUAAGUGGUUCUAA